GCGCUGGGCGUGGGGGAGGGGGCGGGGCGGCGCGCUGCAGGCCAUGGCGUCGGCAGGACUGGCCCGGCUCAACGGGCUCUUCGCCGCCUACAAGCCCCCCGGCAAGCACUGGAAAUACGUCCGGGACACGGUGGAAUUGAAGCUCCUGCAGGGACUCAAUGCCCUGAAGAGGCCAGCACCGCUGCAACAGGUCCGCUUCCUGCUGGGCCCCAAGGAAGGUGGUGAGGAGAAGGAGCUGACCCUCACAGCCACCAGCGUGCCCAUUCUCGCCAAUCACCCCCUUGUGAGAGGGCCGAGCUUCACUGGCCUGAAGAUAGGUGUGGGACAUGUCUUGGAUAUCCAGGCCUCUGGCGUGCUUGUGCUCGGCGUGGGACACGGGAACAAACUGCUCAUGGACUUGCAUCACGCCCACCUGACCAAGGAUUACACAGUGCGUGGCCUUCUGGGGAAGGCGACAGAUGACUUUUCUGACCUGGGCAGGCUGGUGGAGAAGACAACCUAUGAUCACGUGACCCAGGAGAAGCUGGACCGCAUCCUGGCAGUCAUUCAGGGCUCUCAUCAGAAAGCACUGGUGAUGCACUCCAGACUGGAUCUGAAGACCCAAGAGGCCUACGAGUUGGCCGUGAAGGGAUUGAUCCGGCCCAUGGACAAGGCGCCGAUGCUCAUCCUGGGCGUCCGAUGUCUCGAGUUUUCACCUCCUGAAUUCCUGUUAGAGAUCCAGUGCAUGAACGAGACCCAACAGCAGCUCCGCCGGGUGGUUCAUGAGAUCGGGCUGGAGCUAAAGUCGACGGCCGUGUGCACCCAGGUGCGCCGCACCCGAGACGGGGCCUUCACCGUGGACGAUGCCCUCCCGAGGACCCGGUGGGACCUGCGCAGCGUCCAGGACGCCAUCCGGGAGGUCAAGCCCCGCCUGGAGGAGGAGCUGCUGAAGACCUGGGAGGUGGUCCUGGACUCAGAGACGCCGGAAGGACGCACAGCCUCCCCAGUCCUGGGGCUAGAGCCCACGUCAGGCCGGCCUCCCCGUGUCGGCCGUGGAUGCGGGUCGGCGCCCGGGCCGGGAGAAGGUCCCCGGGGCCCCGACGCGGACUGUGGGAGCCCCACUGCUGCGACCGCUCCUUUCUAGAUGGCCACAGAGACCACUGCUGCCGGGGGAGCUCAGGGUCACAUCUGGAGCAGCAUGGCAUAAUGGAUAGAGCACGGGCCUGGGAGUCAGAAGGUCAUGGGUUCUAAU
Ornithorhynchus anatinus (platypus) is the source of this 1231-nucleotide messenger RNA. It is a transcript of the gene TRUB2, whose product is annotated as TruB pseudouridine synthase family member 2. The coding region runs from base 44 to 1123 and encodes 359 amino acids. Gene Ontology annotation, biological process: pseudouridine synthesis; RNA processing. The record is from RefSeq and is a predicted model, not a curated record. Gene Ontology annotation, molecular function: RNA binding; pseudouridine synthase activity. NCBI's taxonomy places the organism in Eukaryota, Metazoa, Chordata, Mammalia, Monotremata, Ornithorhynchidae. The transcript is spliced from 8 exons.